Molecule: messenger RNA, 7071 nt
Organism: Capronia coronata CBS 617.96
Lineage: Eukaryota; Fungi; Ascomycota; Eurotiomycetes; Chaetothyriales; Herpotrichiellaceae
Product: pre-mRNA-processing-splicing factor 8
Exons: 3
Coding region: 1-7071 (2356 amino acids)
Biological process (GO): mRNA splicing, via spliceosome; spliceosomal tri-snRNP complex assembly
Cellular component (GO): catalytic step 2 spliceosome; U5 snRNP
Molecular function (GO): U5 snRNA binding; pre-mRNA intronic binding; U2 snRNA binding
Source: RefSeq, a predicted model, not a curated record
AUGGCUUCAAUCCCACCCCCUCCGCCUCCAGGAUGGAGUGCUGGGCCACCUCCCCCUCCACCUGGCAUGGCUCCUCCGCCAGGAUAUCGACCUCCCGUCGACCCGCAAGUAGCAAAGUUCGCACAGAAAAAGAAGGAAUGGCUUCGUACGCAGCGGAAUCGAUUCGGCGAGAAACGCAAGGGCGGCUUCGUGGAGACGCAGAAGGCGGAUAUGCCUCCGGAGCAUCUGCGCAAAAUCGUCAAGGAUAUCGGAGAUGUCAGCCAGAAGAAAUUCAGCAGUGAUAAGCGCAGUUACCUGGGCGCGUUGAAAUACAUGCCACACGCGGUGUUCAAGUUGCUGGAGAACAUGCCCAUGCCAUGGGAAAGUGCCAGGGAAGUGAAAGUCCUGUACCACGUCAAUGGAUGCUUGACGCUGGUCAACGAGAUCCCGCGAGUGAUUGAGCCGGUCUUCCAUGCUCAGUGGGCGACGAUGUGGGUAUGCAUGCGACGAGAGAAGAGCGACAGAAGACAUUUCAAGCGUAUGCGGUUCCCCCCUUUCGAUGACGAGGAACCACCUCUAUCCUGGUCGGAAAACAUCGAAGACGUCGAGCCUCUGGAGCCCGUGCAGAUGGAGUUGGAUGAGAACGAGGACGGACCGGUCUACGAGUGGUUCUACGAACACAGACCAUUGUUGGAUACGCCACAUGUCAAUGGGCCGAGCUACAAGAAGUGGAAUCUGUCACUGCCGCAGAUGGCGACGCUGUACAGAUUGUCCCAUCAGUUGCUCAGCGAUGUGGUUGACAAGAACUAUUUCUAUCUCUUUGAUCGAGAGAGUUUCUUCACUGCGAAGGCGCUGAAUGUGGCUAUUCCGGGAGGACCGCGUUUCGAACCUCUUUACAAGGACAUUGAUCCCAAUGACGAAGAUUUUGGUGAAUUCAACGCGAUCGACAGGAUCAUCUUCCGGGCACCCAUCAGAACUGAGUACAGAGUCGCCUUCCCCUAUCUCUACAACUCACUGCCACGAAGUGUGGAGAUUUCGUGGUACCAUCAUCCUCAAGUCGUCUAUGUCAGAUCGGAGGAUCCCAACCUGCCUGCCUUCUACUUCGAUCCCGUCAUCAACCCCAUCUCAUCAAGAUCUGUCGCUCCCAAGAACCUCACGGUCAGUCACGAAGACGAGAUCUUUGGCCCUGGUAACAUGGAAGACGACGAGUUCGAGCUUCCAGGGAAUGUCGAGCCUUUCCUUGCCGACGAAGAAUUGUACACAAGCGAGACGGCUUCCGCAAUUUCGCUCUGGUGGGCUCCCUACCCUUUCGACCGAAGAUCUGGCAAAAUGGUGCGCGCUCAAGAUGUUCCCCUGGUCAAGCAGUGGUAUCUAGAACACUGCCCGCCGGGCCAGCCGGUCAAAGUGCGAGUUUCAUACCAGAAACUGUUGAAGACCUUUGUCUUGAACGAGCUGCACAAGAAGAAACCAAAGCCCCAGAGCAAGCAGGAUCUCCUUCGCACAUUGAAGUCUACCAAGUUCUUUCAGCAGACCACCAUCGACUGGGUGGAGGCAGGGUUGCAAGUGUGUCGACAAGGCUUCAAUAUGCUGAAUCUGUUGAUUCAUCGAAAGAACCUGACAUAUCUGCAUCUUGACUACAAUUUCAAUCUCAAGCCUGUCAAGACGUUGACUACCAAGGAGCGGAAGAAAUCACGAUUCGGAAACGCUUUCCAUCUGAUGCGUGAGAUCUUGAGGCUUACCAAGCUCAUCGUUGACGCGCAGGUCCAGUAUCGACUGGGCAAUGUCGACGCUUUCCAACUCGCGGACGGCAUCAUGUAUGCUUUCAACCACGUUGGUCAGCUUACCGGCAUGUAUCGAUACAAGUACAAACUCAUGCACCAGAUCAGAUCGUGCAAAGAUCUCAAGCACUUGAUCUAUUACCGCUUCAACUCUGGUCCUGUCGGUAAGGGCCCGGGAUGUGGUUUCUGGGCUCCAGCUUGGCGAGUCUGGCUCUUCUUCAUGAGAGGCAUCAUCCCGUUGCUUGAGAGAUGGCUUGGAAAUCUUCUUUCAAGACAGUUCGAGGGUCGUCAUAGCAAGGGUGUUGCGAAGACGGUCACAAAGCAACGUGUCGAGUCGCAUUUCGAUCUCGAGCUGAGAGCCUCCGUCAUGGCAGACUUGAUGGACAUGAUGCCUGAGGGUAUCAGACAGAACAAGGUCAAUACUGUACUUCAGCAUCUGUCAGAAGCAUGGCGUUGCUGGAAGAGUAAUAUCCCUUGGAAGGUCCCUGGCUUGCCAGCACCGAUUGAGAACAUUAUUCUUCGAUACGUCAAGAGUAAGGCUGAUUGGUGGAUCUCGGUGGCACAUUAUAACCGAGAAAGAAUCCGGAGAGGAGCCACCGUCGACAAAACCGUUGCAAAGAAGAACCUUGGCCGGUUGACUAGGUUAUGGCUCAAGGCGGAACAAGAGCGGCAGCACAACUAUCUCAAGGAUGGUCCUUAUGUGUCUUCGGAAGAAGCCGUGGCUAUCUACACCACCACAGUGCACUGGCUGGAGUCUCGGAAAUUCUCUCCUAUUCCCUUCCCCAGUGUGUCUUACAAGCACGACACCAAGAUCUUGAUCCUGGCUCUCGAAAGAUUGCGGGAAGCCUACUCGGUCAAAGGUCGCCUUAACCAGAGUCAGCGAGAAGAGUUGGCGCUGAUCGAACAAGCCUACGAUUCUCCUGGAACUACUCUCGCCAGAAUCAAGCGUUUCCUGCUCACUCAACGAGCGUUCAAGGAGGUUGGAAUCGACAUGAACGACAACUAUAGUUCGAUCAACCCUGUGUAUGAUGUCGAACCGAUCGAAAAGAUCACCGACGCCUACCUUGAUCAGUACUUGUGGUACCAAGCAGACACUCGACAUCUCUUCCCGUCGUGGGUCAAGCCUUCUGACUCCGAGGUUCCGCCGUUGCUGGUAUACAAAUGGGCUCAAGGCAUCAACAACUUGACGAAUGUGUGGGAAACCGCUGACGGUGAAUGCAAUGUCAUGCUCGAGACGCAGCUUUCCAAGGUCUAUGAGAAGAUUGAUCUUACCCUGCUCAAUCGUCUCCUUCGACUCAUCAUGGACCACAAUUUGGCCGACUACAUUACGUCCAAGAACAACGUGCAGCUGAACUACAAAGAUAUGAACCACACCAACAGCUAUGGGUUGAUCAGAGGUCUUCAGUUCUCUGGUUUCGUCUUCCAGUACUAUGGACUCGUCAUCGACCUACUUCUGCUCGGAUUGCAACGUGCGAGCGAGCUUGCAGGGCCACCUCAGAGCCCCAACGAUUUCCUGCAGUUCCGAGAUCGUGAGACCGAAACUAAGCAUCCAAUUCGACUGUAUACGAGAUACAUCGACAAAAUCUGGGUGUUCUUCAGAUUCACCGCCGAGGAGUCGAAGGAUCUCAUCCAACGUUUCUUGACCGAGCAGCCCGAUCCGAACUUCGAGAAUGUCAUUGGCUACAAGAACAAGAAAUGCUGGCCUCGUGAUUCUCGGAUGAGACUGAUGAGACAUGAUGUCAACCUUGGUCGCGCAGUUUUCUGGGAUCUGAAGAACCGACUACCCCGUUCCAUCACCACCAUCGAAUGGGAUGACACUUUUGCAAGCGUGUAUUCGCGCAACAACCCCAACUUGUUGUUUUCGAUGUGUGGCUUCGAAGUCCGAAUCCUGCCGAAGAUUCGCACCCUGAACGACGAGUUCCCUAUCAAAGACAGUGUGUGGGACCUCGUCAACAACGAAACCAAGGAACGAACGGCCUACGCGUUCUUGCAGGUCACCGAAGAAGACAUCCAGAAGUUCAAUAACCGCAUCAGACAGAUCUUGAUGUCUUCUGGCUCCACCACCUUCACCAAGAUCGCCAACAAGUGGAAUACCGCUCUCAUUGCCCUCUUCACCUAUUAUCGAGAAGCCGCCGUCUCAACCAUCAAUCUCUUGGACACCAUUGUCAAAUGCGAGACCAAGAUCCAGACCCGUGUCAAGAUCGGCUUGAACUCGAAGAUGCCUUCCCGUUUCCCUCCCGCCGUGUUCUACACCCCCAAAGAGCUUGGUGGUCUGGGUAUGAUCUCCGGCUCGCACAUUCUUAUCCCGGCCAGUGAUAAACGAUGGUCCAAGCAGACCGAUACCGGCGUCACGCAUUAUCGUGCUGGUAUGACUCACGAUGAAGAGACGUUGAUCCCUUCGAUCUAUCGCUAUCUAGUGCCCUGGAGUAGUGAGUUUAUUGAUUCUCAGCGGGUAUGGACCGAAUAUUCUCAGAAGAGACUGGAAGCGAACCAACAAAACCGCCGGCUCACGCUUGAAGACCUUGAAGAUUCUUGGGAUCGAGGCCUGCCGCGUAUCAACACUCUGUUCCAGAAGGACAGAAGCACUUUGUCGUUCGAUAAAGGCUUCCGGGCUCGGACAGAGUUCAAACAAUACCAGUUAAUGAAGAGCAAUCCUUUCUGGUGGACAAGUCAGCGCCAUGAUGGCAAAUUAUGGAAUUUGAACGCCUACCGAACCGAUGUCAUUCAGGCCCUUGGUGGUGUGGAAACGAUUCUUGAACACACACUGUUCAAGGCAACGGCUUUCCCGUCGUGGGAAGGGCUCUUCUGGGAGAGAGCGAGCGGUUUUGAGGAGUCUAUGAAGUACAAGAAGCUCACGAAUGCUCAGCGUUCCGGUCUGAAUCAAAUUCCAAAUCGUCGGUUCACACUCUGGUGGUCUCCAACGAUAAACAGAGCAAACGUCUACGUCGGUUUUCAGGUUCAACUCGAUUUGACCGGCAUUUUCCUGCAUGGCAAGAUCCCCACUCUUAAGAUCUCAUUGAUCCAGAUCUUCAGAGCGCAUUUAUGGCAGAAGAUCCACGAGUCCGUAGUGAUGGACUUGUGUCAAGUUUUCGACCAAGAGCUUGAGCAAUUGGGUAUUGAGACUGUUCAGAAAGAAACCAUCCACCCUCGAAAAUCGUACAAGAUGAACAGUUCUUGUGCAGAUAUCCUGCUGUUUGCCAGCCACAAAUGGAAUGUCACUCGGCCAUCCCUCCUGUUUGACACCAAGGAUCAAAUCGAAGCCACCACAACGAACAAGUUCUGGGUCGAUGUGCAGCUCCGUUAUGGCGAUUACGAUUCUCACGACAUUGAGCGAUACGUUCGAGCCAAAUACCUCGACUAUACAACGGACAGUAUGAGCAUCUAUCCAUCCGCGACUGGUCUUAUGAUUGCCAUCGACCUUGCCUACAACCUCUACUCCGCAUACGGACAAUAUUUCCCAGGUCUGAAGGCUCUCAUUCAGCAGGCCAUGGCUAAGAUCAUGAAAGCCAAUCCCGCUCUCUAUGUGCUGCGUGAGCGUAUCAGAAAGGGUCUCCAACUGUAUGCUUCCGAGACAACUCAGGAGUUCUUGAACUCCCAGAACUACUCUGAGCUGUUCAGCAACCAGACCCAGCUGUUCAUUGAUGAUACCAACGUUUACCGCGUUACCAUCCACAAGACAUUCGAGGGCAACUUGACCACCAAACCAAUCAACGGAGCGGUGUUCAUCUUCAACCCGAAGACUGGACAACUGUUCUUGAAGAUCAUCCACACCAGUGUCUGGGCCGGUCAAAAGCGAUUGGGGCAAUUGGCCAAAUGGAAGACGGCUGAAGAAGUUGCUGCGCUGAUCAGAUCUCUACCGGUCGAAGAGCAGCCCAAGCAUUUGAUUGUGACUCGCAAAGGUCUUUUGGAUCCACUGGAAGUUCAUCUGCUGGACUUCCCCAACAUUUCCAUCAGAGCAUCGGAAUUGCAGCUUCCCUUCCAGGCCGCCAUGAAGGUCGAGAAGUUGGCAGACAUGAUCCUUCAGGCCAAGGAGCCACAGAUGGUACUGUUCAACCUGUACGACGAAUGGCUGAAGACCAUUUCAUCAUACACGGCCUUCUCCAGACUGAUCCUCAUUCUGCGUGCCUUACACGUCAACACGGACAAGACGAAGUUGAUUCUCCGGCCCGACAAGACUGUCAUCACCCAGCCACAUCACAUCUGGCCCAGUCUUUCGGACGAGGAUUGGAUCAAGGUCGAAGUUCAAUUGCGAGAUCUGAUCUUGAACGACUACGGGAAGAAGAACAACGUCAAUGUCCAGUCCUUGACUUCCAGCGAAGUACGAGACAUCAUCUUGGGUAUGGAGAUUUCGGCGCCUUCUCUCCAAAGACAGCAAGCGGCCGAGAUCGAAAAGCAGCAACAAGACCAACAGCAAAUGACCGCGGUGACGACCAAGACACAGAACGUCAGAGGAGAGGACAUCAUCGUCACGACCACCUCGCAGUACGAGCAACAAUCGUUUGCAUCCAAGACCGAAUGGCGUACACGGGCAAUCGCCACAUCCAACCUGCGGACCCGGGCCAACAACAUCUACAUUUCGAGCGACGACAUCCACGAGUCCGAGGAUUCAUACACGUAUGUUCUGCCCAAGAACAUCUUGAAGAAAUUCAUCACCAUCGCCGAUCUCCGGGUCCAAGUGGCCGGCUAUCUGUACGGUUCAUCGCCCCCGGACAACGACCAAGUCAAGGAGAUCCGCACCAUUGUCAUGGUGCCGCAAGUCGGCAGCACACGCGAAGUCCAGCUACCUCAUCAGCUCCCACAGCAUGAGUACCUCAAGUCCAUGGAGCCGUUGGGCAUCAUCCACACCGCGUCCGGGAACGAACCAUCGUACAUGACGCCCCAGGAUGUGACGACGCAUGCGCGCCUCAUGGCGCAACACCCGUCAUGGGACAAGAAGACGGUCACGCUCGUGGUGUCGUUCACGCCCGGCUCUGUGUCUCUGUCCGCCUGGUCCCUGACUCCAGCAGGCUACACGUGGGGCGCCAACAACAAGGACACACAGUCCGACAACCCGGCCGGCUUUUCGACCUCGUUCGGCGAGAAGACGCAGCUCCUGUUGUCGGACAAGGUGCGUGGCUUCUUCUUGGUGCCGGAGAACGAUAGCUGGAAUUACAGUUUCAUGGGUGCCAGCUUCGCCGCCGUCGAGAAGAGACCGGUCUACGUCAAGAUCGACACUCCUCGGCGGUUUUACGAUGACAAACAUCGUCCUAUCCAUUUCAGCAGUUUCAAUGAGUUGGAGGAUAUCUGGGCGGAUCGCGAGGAUGUGUUUGCUUAG